This is a messenger RNA of Micromonas commoda, 1785 nucleotides long. RefSeq lists its product with no specific name. The transcript has a single exon. The record is from RefSeq and is a predicted model, not a curated record. Bases 1 to 1785 code for a protein of 594 amino acids. Lineage: Eukaryota; Viridiplantae; Chlorophyta; Mamiellophyceae; Mamiellales; Mamiellaceae.
AUGGAGCCGGAGCCCUUCUCGGGGGAGGCGGCGUAUCGCGCGACCCUCGCGCGACUCCGUGACGCAUCCGGCGAUGACGCGACGCGGAUCCUAAGAGAGCUGAGGGCCGUCGUCAACCGCGUCGUCAACCACGACGGCUACGGCGACACGGGCCUCGAGACGAACGUGGUCGGGUGGUUGCUCGACGCGGGCACUCCGUGGUCGGUCGCGCACGCGAUUCGCGCGCACGCGGGCGACGAGGACGUUCAGGUGGAAGCCGCCAGACUCGUGAGCGACCUGGCGCGCGCGAUGGGCGAACCGAGCCGCGGUAUCGAGCGCGACACGGACGACGACGACGAGUUGUUACCCAGCGAUCCGGACGAGGAUCCCCCCCUCGACGCGCACUCGAACGACGACGACGAUCCGAUCGGGGACGCGUACUUCGACGUCGGAUACGCCACUCGCGUCGCGGAGUGCGCGCGGAUACUCGCCGCGACCUCACCGGUCCGCCGCGAGGGCAAAGGGAGAGGGAGACGCGGAGGGGCCGAGGCGGACGGAGGACCGAGAUUCGGCGACCAGUCACCGCCCGACCAGUCACCGCCCGACCAGUCACCGCCCACUCGCCGCCCCCCGCGCGACGACGCGGACGUGGACGUCCUCGCCGCCUCCUUGGGCACCCUCGCGUUCUUCCGAGACAUCGGAGGCGACGCGGGGGUGGGUUCCGAGAGGGCGACGCGAACGAUGCUUCGCGCGGCUACGGUGGAUGAGUUCCAUCAAGCGGGCAUCGUCGUCGCUCGAGAGGGCGACUCCGAUCCGUUCGUCCGCGUCGUCCUCGGCGGCGAGGUGGGUUGCCACGCGCGACCGGGGGACGAGGACGCGUCGAAUAUUCGCGCGUGGGACCCGCCGCCGUCGCCGACGCGGCGUCUGCUCGACGCGGAGGCGGGCGACGGGCGAUCGGGCGGUGACUGGUCGCCGGCGAGCGAAUAUCCAGUGAGCGAGUAUCCGUCCGUAUCCUCGUCCGGCGGCGGCCGCUCGCCGGACGCCGCUCGCCAGACGACGAUCGAGGCUACGUUCGGGCCUAGGCGGGAGUGCGACUUUGGCGGGAACGGCGGCGGGGGACCCGGCGGUGUGCUUCGCACCGGGCGUUGGUUCGGUCCGAGGGACCCGGUGGUUGUGUCCGACGGGCCGUCCGCGUGUCGACACGUGGCGACGUACGUGACCCGAACCAAUCGCGUCGCGAUCCUCUCGAUCCCGUCGGAGGUUUGCCGCGCGUGCCUGGUGGAGAACGCGGUGGAAGGCUCGUUGGCGAACUUCUUCGGGGACGUCGGAGCGAGCGACGAAGAAGAAGAAGAAAAAGAAGAAGAAGAUGAUGACGAGACGCUGGGCGCCCCCGGAGUCGCGUGGGACGUCGACGAGAGCCCUUCGGACGCUUCGGAACGCGCUCGACGAGCGGACGCGUUGGAUCCCGCGAACACGUUCUUCGUCGAGACCGGCUUGACCGACGCGCUGCUGCACGUCACGAUGGGAUCGCACCCGCUGAGUCACCGGGUACAAAUCGCGGCGCUCGGAGCGAUUCGAACAAUCGCGUCAGAACCGUGCGGGGAGGGGACGCGGCGUAGGCUCGGCGCGGCGGGCGCGUUGGACAGGGUAGCCGCGGCGGCGACCGCCGCGGAGUUUUACAGCGGCGAAGACACGGCGGCGGCGGUUCGCGAGGAGGCGAAAACGUGCCUGCGGGCGCUGACGACGGGGUGCGAGCAGAACAUGCGAGCGGCGCUGGCGCUGGGAUGCGAGCGCAUGGUCUGGUAG